Molecule: messenger RNA, 2069 nt
Organism: Octodon degus (degu)
Lineage: Eukaryota; Metazoa; Chordata; Mammalia; Rodentia; Octodontidae
Gene: Apmap
Product: adipocyte plasma membrane associated protein
Exons: 9
Coding region: 87-1334 (415 amino acids)
Biological process (GO): biosynthetic process
Molecular function (GO): strictosidine synthase activity
Source: RefSeq, a predicted model, not a curated record
GACGUCAUUUCCGCACCCCGCGGGCAGGGCGAGGGCUGGACCUCGCCACCCCGGCGGGCUGCGGCGCGAGGAGUUCCGGCUGCAGGAUGAGCGAGGCGGACGGGCUGCGGCAGCGCCGGCCGCUACGGCCCCAGGUCGUCACGGACGACAGCCCGGCCUCGGAGGCCAAGGACGGCAGCUCCUUUAGCGGCAGAGUCUUCCGAAUGACCUUCUUGGUGCUGGCUGCGUCCCUCAUCCUGCCGCUGCUUGGAGCCAUGAAGCUGCUGGAGUCGCCCAUCGACCCCCAGCCUCUCAGCUUCAAAGAACCUCCUCUGCUGCUUGGUGUCCUGCAACCAAAUACGAAGUUGCGGCAGGCGGAAAGGCUGUUUGAGAAUCAGCUUAUUGGGCCGGAGUCCAUAGCAAAUAUCGGGGAUGUGCUCUUCACUGGUACAGCUGAUGGCCGGGUCCUGAAACUUGAAAAUGGCGAAGUAGAGACCAUCGCCCGGUUUGGCUCAGGCCCAUGCAAGACCCGAGAGGAUGAGCCCGCCUGUGGGAGGCCCCUGGGCAUCCGUGCGGGGCCCAACGGCACUCUGUUUGUGGCCGAUGCAUACAAGGGGCUGUUUGAAGUCAAUCCCCGGAAACGGGAAGUGAAGUUGCUGUUGUCCUCUGAGACACCCAUUGAGGGGAGGAAAAUGUCUUUUGUGAAUGACCUUGCCAUCACUCGGGACGGGCGGAAGAUUUACUUCACUGAUUCCAGCAGCAAGUGGCAGAGGCGAGAUUUCCUGCUGCUGGUUAUGGAAGGCACUGAUGAUGGCCGGCUGCUGGAGUAUGACACUGAGACCCAGGAGGUGCGGGUGCUCCUAGACCAGCUGCAGUUUCCCAACGGGGUGCAGCUGUCUCCAGAGGAGGACUUCGUCCUGGUGUCAGAAACGACCAUGGCAAGGAUACGCAGGGUCUAUGUGUCAGGCCUGAUGAAGGGCGGGGCUGACCUGUUUGUGGAGAACUUGCCUGGUUUCCCCGACAAUAUCCGACCCAGCAGCUCCGGGGGCUACUGGGUCGCCAUGUCCACCAUCCGUCAGAACCCCGGGUUCUCUAUGCUGGACUUCCUAGCGGAGAAGCCCUGGAUCAAAAAGAUGAUUUUCAAGCUGCUCAGUCAGGAGACGGUGUUGAAGUUCGUGCCACGGUACAGCCUGGUACUGGAGCUCAGUGACAGCGGCGCCUUCCGCAGAAGCCUGCACGACCCCGACGGGCUGGUGGCCACCUACAUCAGUGAGGUGCACGAGCACGACGGCCACCUCUACCUCGGCUCCUUCCGGUCGCCCUUUCUCUGCAGGCUCAGCUUGCAGUCAAUCUAGACCUGGCUUGUGCGGAGGAGCUGGUGCAGCUGUGGGCACAGCUGUGCCAGCACCUGUGCGUCCCCGGAGGCAUGGAUGGAAAGGCAGCUGCAGCCCGAGGGGACCUGUCUCCUGGGAGUGACUUCACCUUUAGAGGGAAGAUUAAUUCAUAGAAAGCCAUUUUCUCUUAAAAGAACAAAUAAUGUUUCUAGGCACUGUCUUUCUCUAGGAUGUGGGCCACUUGCUUUGCCUGUGGAACUCAGGGUUGGUGGCCAGAGCCACUGAAGAGCUGCCAGAGCUCACUGUGCUCCUGGUCUGUCCUGAGGCCUUGGUGUACCUCUCAGGGGGACAUGUGCUUGCAGGGUGGCACAGAAGGGCCAGGGAGCACAGUGUGAGUGUGGGAUACAGCCUGGGUUCCCACACCAUGUGUGGGGUCCCCAGCUUCACCUGCUGCCACCUGGCAUCUCUGCACAGCAGAGGGUUCCAGACCUGAGCAGGUGGAGAGAAGGAAGGCCUUCAGAUCAGUGUGGGAGGCCCGUGUGGGUUCUUCUGUGAGUACUGACCCUGUGGGAGCCUGCACCACGGAGUCGACUGGGAAUGUGCUGUCUCUGCAGUUGUUCUGCCCCUCAGACCCUGUGGGCAGUGCAUGUGUGAAGUCCCAUCUCCCACUAGCGUCUCAUCCCAACUGCUGUACGUCUUGACGGGUCGACACACUGGUCUUACUUUUGAUAAUAAUAAAAAAUAGUUUUAAACUCA